AAAAUUUAAUAAAUCUUUGUAACGAAUAUUGCGAAGAAUUCGAAAAUACUCUGAAUACUGAGUAUGCUGCCAUCUGGGAUGGCAUAGCAACCAAAAUAAACAAUAUUUAUCCAGCUCAAGUUACUAGCAGACAAUGCCAAGUCAAAUGGGCUGCGCUG
Messenger RNA from Funneliformis geosporum, 158 nucleotides. Lineage: Eukaryota; Fungi; Glomeromycota; Glomeromycetes; Glomerales; Glomeraceae. The record is from the annotation of a GenBank genome assembly.